GGAGAGCCCUUGCUUCACCAGACACAUCAAGGCUACUCCAGAGAGGCCUGCAUCAGACACCUAGGAUGAAGCUCACUACUAUGGCCCUGACAUGUCUGCUGCUGGCUGCAGUGUGGCCACAAGAUGUGAACAGCAUGAGCUUGCACGUGGCCUCCUCCCACUGCUGCUACUCAUUUGUGCAGAAGAUCUCCCUGCAGAGAAUCCAGUGUUACAAAGACACCAGUGUCACCUGCCCUUACAAAGCUGUGAUAUUCAAGCUUAUGAGAGGCAGAGAAGUCUGUGCCUUGCAGACACUUGGGUGGGUUCAAGGUUACUUGAAAAAGAUGAAGCCCUGCUGACGGAAGGGAAAAUGAGGAAUUCCUUCCUAUCCUGGCCACUGGAGAUCGCACAGCUCCACUUGUCCCCCAACUUCCAGCCCCAUACCUGACCACCUUCCUGGGGUCUCAGAGAAUCUGCAUAAUCCUGAUAAGCUAUGUUGCUGCACUUUAUACAAAAACACUCACUUGUGUUUCCUGGAUUUUGCAAGGAUUUCAGGGCAUGGACUUGACUGGCACUGGGGCUGAGGAUUGGGGCUAGUGGGCUGGAGGGUGAGGGUGACACGUUGACCUGGUACCAGGGAAAUGGAUUGCUGUCUUCAAAGCCAGUGCGUGCUCUCUCUGCCUCCCACCUCUGCCUGGCCCUGGGGCACGCUUUGACUUAGAGGCCAUGGCUGGCUUCUCUGCCUCCAGGCUUGGCAGCUGAAGGAGACACAGUGGAGCAGCAAGCUGGCAGCAGAGCUGGGUUUAAGCUGGAGAGCUGGGCCUUCUCCCUCCCUGCCUUCCCUGGAGCACUCAGGGAGUGAUGUUACCCAAUGUCCUAGCUGGAGGGGAUCUUGUCAGGUCACUUGCUUAUAAGAUGUUGCCAACCUUGUUUUAUAGAUGAGAUGACUGAGGCCUAGAAAGGAACACAUAGAGCCCAGGACUCCAGCCUCCCAGGCCUGAACUGUAUCUGGUGUCCCAAGUUGCCAACUGUGCUGCCUGACAUAGCAUGGCAUAGGCAUAGCAGCUUCUGUCCUUGAGAUCCCAAGCACAGGUCCUGCAGGGCUGUUCUCGGAGCCCUUCUCCCCUGGGGGCCCAUCCAGGUGGAUGUCCACGCAGGGGCACCCUAUAUUGCACAGAGAUACCAACCUGGCUUGCCUGGAGGGGUGAGGCAGUCUCUAGAAGACCAGAGGAGCCUGGGUGGACAUGCAGGAAGAGGAGACCCUGUCCCUUUUAAAAGGAUAGUCACAAACUCCCAUUUGUGUGCAAGGUGUGAUUUGGGAUAAGUGAGGAAGGGAGUGAAUUCUGGGUCUCAAAAUUGGCACCCCUUCACAGGCCAGCGUGGUGGCUUUAGGGAGAUCUUUUGUCUCGUGUUUCUUUUUCCCUAGUGUGUCACAUAUCUGGCUCAGUUUUCUUAACGUCCCUCUUCCCCUCCACCUCCACAAUUACCCUCCUUUGUCCCCUUUUUUCCUCUUGCCUGGCCUAUUGCAGUAGGCUGUCUUCCAUCACCCUCUUAACUCCAUCUUACCCACAGUCAUGGGCUACUCUUCCUGGCAUCUACCCACCCCUGGUCCUUCUUGGUGCUCCCAAAGCAUUCCUUCCUCCUGCCUUCAGAACCGAGUCUAACUCCCUAACCUUCCUUUCUAACAGUCUCCAACUCUUACAUUUUGGAGCUCCAACUCUGACCUUAUGGAGAUAGACCCUCCAGGCUCUCUUUUUGUCUUUUCCAUCUUCCACCACCUGUAGAAGACUCUUUGCUAUGACCAUAAUACCCCAUCCUCCCAACCAUUCUGCUCCAGUCCUAUCUCCCUGUCAAGCCUGAUGCUAUCUAGGACAUGGCUGUGUGGUCUCCAGAUAUACAGGCAGGCGGUGUUACUCGCCCCAGGAUAGAGGAGGACUUGGAGAAGCAGGGACAGGGACAGGGAAACAAGUUAAAAGAGAUUUUGCAAUAUAGCCUUUGGGUCGCAAUGGGAAAGGAACAAUAGUGGGGCAUGAACCAAAUAUGAGGUUGAUGGAAGGCAAGCCACAGAAACACGCUGGAGACCAGAGCCAUUAUUCUGGAAUAGCCUUUACUGGCAAGGAUCAGAGGAGCCCAGGUUGGCCACAUAGCCAGGGCCUUGUACACUGCAUUCUCCUAGCAUGCUCUGCCAGGGCGUUCAGAGCACCCUCUACUGCAUGGGAGUUUCCCUGAAGAAAAGAUCAUUGUUACAGUUUCUAAAUAAAAUGAAUUUCCUGCAAACAUUCAGAGGUCCUCCUAUUGCAUUCACUUUUCUGUACAACAUACUUAACAAAUGUCACAUUCACAAGGCAAAUUUGCUCCCUAAAGUAGUGUCCUUUCACACAGUUCCUACAGGCA
This is a messenger RNA of Heterocephalus glaber (naked mole-rat), 2373 nucleotides long. RefSeq names its product C-C motif chemokine ligand 1 (gene Ccl1). Gene Ontology annotation, cellular component: extracellular region. Gene Ontology annotation, biological process: inflammatory response; positive regulation of GTPase activity; positive regulation of cell migration. Gene Ontology annotation, molecular function: CCR chemokine receptor binding; chemokine activity. The record is from RefSeq and is a predicted model, not a curated record. NCBI's taxonomy places the organism in Eukaryota, Metazoa, Chordata, Mammalia, Rodentia, Bathyergidae.